AUGCCGCGGCAGGGAGUGCGACAACGGAUGGGCGGAGCUUUACCUGAGGAACGCCGCGGAUUAUUAGCGACAGGUGGCGGAAUUCUGCCAAGAAGCAGAAGCCCACGGCCAAUUUAAACGACUUCUGUUUCAGGGGCGGAGUUCACCCAGGGAAAGUUUUCUUUUUCACCAACCGACACGUGUCAAUCAAAAUUACAUGUCCUUGUUAUUACUGUCUUGCGUUCUUGACGAUCUCUAAGGGACUUACUCGAGGUGAAACGCAAAUGAGACGUCUUUUGAUGUUUUCCAAGUCUUGGAAACGAUUUCCAGAUGUGAAUAGCUCGUUGUUGUGUUUUGUGGUUGAUCUGGAUUACCUGGUCCCUUCAAUAGAGACAUUAGCACCUGCAGUACAUUUGAGCUCUAAAGAUCCUGACCUCUGA
Molecule: messenger RNA, 419 nt
Organism: Caenorhabditis auriculariae
Lineage: Eukaryota; Metazoa; Nematoda; Chromadorea; Rhabditida; Rhabditidae
Source: the annotation of a GenBank genome assembly